Trichosurus vulpecula (common brushtail) is the source of this 2210-nucleotide messenger RNA. RefSeq names its product CDKN1A interacting zinc finger protein 1 (gene CIZ1). The coding region runs from base 154 to 2082 and encodes 642 amino acids. Gene Ontology annotation, cellular component: nucleus. The record is from RefSeq and is a predicted model, not a curated record. Gene Ontology annotation, molecular function: zinc ion binding; nucleic acid binding. The transcript is spliced from 16 exons. Lineage: Eukaryota; Metazoa; Chordata; Mammalia; Diprotodontia; Phalangeridae.
CACCCCGCCUCUUUCCCCCUAGCUGCGGAUUGUACCUUGGGGAGGGGGAGAGACAGGAAGGAGAGCUGGGAUCCCAGGCCGAGAAGGACCCGGGCCGGGCUAGACGGAGACCCAGGAGUCCGGGCCCGGAGCAGGGGAGUUGUCCCGGCCGCGAUGUUCAGCCAGCAGCACCAGUUCCAGCAGCAGCUGCUGCAGAUCCAACAGCUCAUCCAGCAGCAGCAGCAGCAGCAGCAGCAUCCGCCGCCGCCCUCCGCAGGCCGGGGGCUCUCUCCACAGCAGCAGCAGCAGAUGUUGAACCUCCGUGCCACAGGUCAGGCCUCCCUUCUCAACUCGAACCCCAUGCUGCAGAGAGCCCUGCUGAUGCAACACAUGCAAGGCAGAUUCAACAUGACCGCUCCUGGCCUUCAGCAUUUCUUCCCCCAGGCUACUCGACACUCCCUCCUAGGUCCUCCACCCGUCAGUGUCUCACUCAAACCCGCCCGCAUAGGCUUCCCAGGGCUCCCUUUCCAGAGGCAGAACCGGGGCUAUCGAAAGGAAUCCCUGAAGGGUCCUGACCAGAAGAAAGAUGUGGAGCUGGGCUCCUCAUCACAGACACCCAGUGAGGAUGAGAAGAUAGAUGUUCCAGAGUCCUCCCAGGAGGAGGCUGACUCACAGACCACCUUGCCAGAAGAUCCACAGACUCCCCCUGACCCCAGGGAUGAUGGUAGCUCAGAGCCUCUGGCCAAGAGACUUAAGAGUGUGGAAGAUACCACAGACCCCAAGGAGGAGACUGGCCUGACCACAGAAAAAGAAGAGCAAGCGGCAGAAGCAGACCCCCAAGACACCAGCAAGGAUUGGAAAGUCCCCGAGGAGCCCAAAAGCCUUGAAGUGAUGGUGAGCUCAGGGAGCUCUCUGAAGGUGACAAUCCAGCAGCGCAGUGAAAGCCGAGCCAUCAGUACAACUGCCCCAAAGCCUGGACCACGGUUGGGCGAUGGCAGCACUCCAGCCUCUGGCCCAGAGCCUGGCCUAAAGUUCUUCUGUUACAUCUGCAAGAUUAACUGCGUCAACCAGCAGAACUUCCAGGCCCAUAUGGCCGGGCUCCAGCAUCAGCAGCGGCUUGGGGAGAUUCAGCACAUGAGUAACGCCUGCCUCCUGUCUUUGCUGCCCACGAAUCGGGAACAGGGUGCCCUUGCGGAAAGAGAUGGGGAACCCCAGUCCCAACGGUGGUGCAAUACCUGUCAGACCCAUUUCCUGGGAGAUCUGAUCAAGCAUCGAAGGACCCAGGAGCAUAAGCUGGCCAAACACUCCCUCCGUCCUUUUUGUACCGCCUGCAGUCGCCAUUUUAAGACUCCCCGAAAAUUUGUGGAACAUAUGAAAUCCCCGGAACACAAGCAAAAAGCCAAGGAGGCACGGCUUGGAGAGAAGGAGCCAGGCAGUCCUGAAGAGGCGGAGGAACUCAUCACCGUGGAUGCAGUAGGUUGUUUUGAAGAGGAUGAGGAAGAAGAAGAUGAGGAGGAAGAUGCAGAAGAGGAAGAAGGCAGCGAGGCAGUGGGAGAAGGCGAGGAGGCCAAGCAGGUGGGGCCAAAGGAAGUGUCUGCAGAUGACUGGAAAGGCCCAGAGGAAUACUCUCCUGACAAGACGUAUGGCCUGGAUUUUCUGGUACCUGUGGUGGGCUAUCUUUGCCGGCUGUGCCACAAAUUCUACCACAGCAGCUCAGGAGCCCGACUUGCCCAUUGCAAGUCCCUGAUGCAUUUUGAGAAUGUUCAGAGAUACAGAGCAGCGCGGAACCCUGGACCAGUCCCAGAGUCCAAGUUAAAAAGUGAGCCCCUCAACACCCUAGCAGGGGAAGGGACAGGAGCCUCAGGUUCAGAGCAACAAGAGGAGCCGGCCCAGCCCCCAGGAGCUGAGUGUAAGUCAGGGGGCCUGGACGCCCCCAGUGAUGCUGACAACACAGAUGGGGUCCAGAUCCCCAAUGAAGCUGGCGGUGGGGAGAAGCCUGGCACCAGGAAGCCAAAUGAGGGAGAGGAAGUGGUCACUACAGCCAAAGGCAGAGUGCCAGCCCCCGAGCCCUGCCGCCGCUCUACUCGUCACAAGCCAAGAUAGGAGGGCCCUGGGGGAGCCAGCUGGGCAGCAGACAAGUCAUUGGGGGGGACAUUUAACUAGAUCAGUGGAAGAAGAGAAGCUGCUGUUUUUAUUCAGAGACCAAUAAAGAGUUGUGGUUUAGUGUUUCA